AAACUGAACGCACUGAGUACAUUAGAUAUAAAAGCGAGCGAAUAUCACUCAUAUUUUAUCGUAAUAAGAAUGAUUAUAGUGUAAAUAUAAAUAAAAUUUUGUUGCAAAUUGUGUUGCAAAAUGAAUGCCUGGUCGGGCAAUAAUAGUGAUGCUAUGGGACCGACGGUUACUCGUGCUUGCAGUGCGAAGUCGACUACGCCACCUUUAAAAAAUGGUAAUGAAAUGCGCGAAUCGGGUUAUCUCAUAGCUGUUGGCUCAAGAACAGCUCGAUUCAGAAGGAAACAUAAAAAUAAGAUGAUAAUCCUCAUUUUACUAUUAUUACUCAUUAUAUUCUUGUGUUUAGCUGUCACAAUGACGGUUUUAUAUGUCAAACAAAAACGGAGCAAACCUAUACGUAUAUGCGAAAGCAAACAAUGUUUAAGAUCAGCUGCGAACCUCGCGCUGUCCAUGGAUAAGUCAGUGGAUCCUUGCAAUGAUUUUUACCAAUACGUAUGCGGCAAUUGGCCUAAAGAACAUCCCAGGCCGGAUGCUUAUAGUUCAUAUGAUUGGUUCAAUGACAAACAGAGGAAAGUAUUUGCCACUAUACGAGAUUUCCUCGCCAAGAAUGUCACCAACGAACCGAAACCGGUAAAGCAGGCUAAGGAUAUAUACAGUGCUUGUAUAGAUACAGAAGAACUAGAUAAGAGGGGACUAAAACCUGUGAUAAAAAUAUUAGAAUCUUUAGGACUACCCGCGUAUCCAACAGUUAUCAACGUAACUGAUGACAUCGACUACUCCACCUACAAAUUUAAUUGGCUAGAAGCAGUCAUAAAAAUUAAAACAUUACUAGGGAUGGAUGUACUCAUUGGAUUUGAUAUCUUCACUGAUCCAAAAAAUUCUUCAGUUUAUAGACUUGUUAUGGGAUCACCCGAAGCAACAAAUCCUUUUCCAAGCUUUCUCAUUGAAAAGAAACGUCAUGUAGGACGUAAAAGUAUUUUGUUAAGGAAAAAAGAAAAACAUAAAAAUGCUCCAUUUGUAAUAGACAAUAAAAAUAAAAAGAAGAAUGUAGAUAAUAAUAAUGACGAUGAAGAGAAGACUGCACAUAUAUACAAACUAUUUUACGCAGAAAUGAUGAAGCUUUUUGUAGUUGAAGCCACGGCUAAGAACUUUAGUUUGACUGAAGUAGAGUUAGAUCAAAACAUAUUCCUGUCUGCCAAUGAAUAUUAUAAUAUGAAUGAAGAUAUGUAUGAGCUAGAAGACGAUGUCAAUGUUACGACGAGUGAUGAUGAAAUUUAUAUAAAUAUACCUGAAUACACGGUAGAAGAAAUUCAAGAACAUACAGAUAUGAUAGUUCAGGAUAAUGACGGCGUUAAAAUGGACAUUUGGAAAGAAUACCUAGAGGGUAUUUUUAAAAUAAGCAAUGUCGACUUAGAUUUUAAAAAAGAUUUAAUUCUAGUUUCCGAUCCCGAUUUAAAAUACAUGUCACUUAUGGCUGCCUACGUAUCUAAAGCUUCUCCUGUUUCAAUUGAACUCUACAUUUGGAUAAAGGUAGUUGAAGUUAUGGCAGUUCACACGACGACGGAAUUGAGACUGUUAUUCCAGAGGUCAUAUGACGCAUUGAGAUCUCGAGAACUGUCGAUCACACCGCGCAGCCUUCAGUGUGCUAGUGCCACAAACGAUAUGAUGGGCAUGGCUGUGUCCUAUGCCAUAGCCGACUCCCACUUCUUUAGUGAUACCAAGCCAAAGAUUGAAGUAAUGCUACACGAAAUGAAAAACGCACUUGCCCGACUUGUUGGUAAAGCUAAAUGGAUGGAUGAUAACACAAAAUUAGCGACCUAUCAGAAGAUCAUAGAUAUGAAGUCAUUCGUUGGCUUCCCUGACUGGUUACUACAUGUGGAUUCACUUGAGAAAUAUUACGAGGGAAUCGAAGUUAGUCCUAAAACGCAUUUAGAAAAUAUGAUUAAAAUAAUACAGGUGAAAAUAAGGAAAGCCCUUAAUAAAUUUCGCACUGGCAACGAAUUCGCUUGGGCUACCGACCCUACAGAAGUAAAUGCUUAUCAUACUUUUCAAGAAAAUACCAUAACCGUGCCUUUAGUGAUGUUACAACACCCAUUCUUCGAUUUGGGACUUGAUUCGCUAAAUUAUGGAGCAUUGGGCAGUGUACUUGGACAUGAAAUAACACACGGUUUUGAUGAUUUCGGUAGACGUUUCGACAAGAACGGGAACUUGCUACCGUGGUGGUCCAACGACACCAUACAAUCAUUCGUCAAUAUGACCCAAUGCUUCGUUGACCAAUACUCAAAUUUUUAUAUUCCUGAACUUGGAGAGCAUGUAGAUGGCAAAAAAACCUUAGGAGAAAAUAUCGCUGAUAACGGUGGUGUUAGGGAGUCUUUCGGGGCUCUUAAAGAACACUUACAAAAGUAUGGCCCUGAACCAAAGCUACCCGGCUUUGAAGAAUUUACUCCAGAACAAUUAUUUUUUAUAUCAUAUGGAAAUUUGUGGUGUGAGGUAUCUACCAAGGAUUCCCUGAAGUCAGGUCUAUCCGACGAGCACUCUCCUCAACAUCUCCGGGCCCGCGGUGCACUACAGAACAAUGCAGAUUUCUCAAGAAUAUGGAAAUGCCCCCCCGAUUCUCCGAUGAACCCAACAAAAAGAUGUAUUAUCUAUUAGGCACUAGACACUAUGUCCCAACUGUUGACUGUAGAAUACUUCGUAGUUUGACUACAUUUUCGAACAAUAUACUAAACAGUAGUUUUAUAUAGUAAUUGGAACAAAAAAAAAUACGAAAAUAAGACUCAACCGUCAAGAAACAAAACUUUAUUACAAACAAAGACAAUAAAGAAGUAAAGUAACCGUCCCUCGUAAAUAAGUAUAAAAAUAUAAUGAUUUGAAGUAUUAAUUUUAUAUAACUUUAUCUGAUAUAAAUAUAAGUGCCGAAGUAUUUGCUUACAAUUAAAUAAAUAAUUAUGUAUUUUUCACAUAUAAAUAAUAUCUAUUAUAUAGUAUUGUGUGUUUUAGACUUUAAUAG
Molecule: messenger RNA, 3007 nt
Organism: Danaus plexippus (monarch butterfly)
Lineage: Eukaryota; Metazoa; Arthropoda; Insecta; Lepidoptera; Nymphalidae
Product: endothelin-converting enzyme 2-like
Exons: 15
Coding region: 121-2649 (842 amino acids)
Biological process (GO): protein processing
Cellular component (GO): plasma membrane
Molecular function (GO): metalloendopeptidase activity
Source: RefSeq, a predicted model, not a curated record